This is a messenger RNA of Penicillium soppii, 1101 nucleotides long. RefSeq lists its product as uncharacterized. The coding region runs from base 1 to 1101 and encodes 366 amino acids. The transcript is spliced from 5 exons. The record is from RefSeq and is a predicted model, not a curated record. NCBI's taxonomy places the organism in Eukaryota, Fungi, Ascomycota, Eurotiomycetes, Eurotiales, Aspergillaceae.
AUGUCUUACUACGAACCUCAGGGAUGGCAAGCACCUGCUGCGCGCCAGGCUUCUUGGGAACAGCCGGCGCCUCCCUCCCGGUCAGGCUCCAGCUCGGUCUCCCAGCGCGAGGACAUCCCGGCCUUCUCCUCCCAAUUUGACGAGGUCGAUCGUGCGAUCGACAAUCUCGUCAAGAGCGGGAAGCUUUGGAAUGCUCCUCGGCGGGAUUCGAUGCCCAUGAUGAUGGGCCGGCCCUACCCCGACUACGACCCUCGCAUGGGUGGUGCCCCCCAGCGACACCAUUCGAUCAGCGAGUUCGAUGGCAACAGAAUGCCCCCGUCUGGAAAUGCCCAGGGGUUCUAUGCCUCCCAGCGGUAUCAGGGUCGUCCCAACGAGGUGGAACAGAUGAUGCAGGCGAAGCGUCGGAUGGCAGCACAGCGUGAGAGGGAACUCCGCAACUAUCACCAGGAGCAACAGUACAACCGAAGCCUCCUCGCCGAAAUGUCUGCCUCCAAAUCGGACCGCUCCACCAGCCCAGCAGCCGCAAGCGAGGACAGCCGCCGCGACCUGCUCGCCCGCCAGCACCGAGCCCUGUACGGCAACGAAAGCCCCGCCUUCUUCCCACCUGGCCCUCUGGAUGAUAACUCACGCCCAGAUAGCCAAGGCCAAGGCCACGCCUCCCCCGCCGUAGACCCCUUCGGUCUGGCCGGCGAUGCCAACGCCAGCGCAAACUCCCCAACCCACCCCCAACCCACCUCCUCGCCCUCCUCCGCCGUCGCCGUAUCCGCCCCCUCCCCAACCGACUCCCCCCGUGCAAUGUCCGGCUCCGGCUCCGGUCCCGUCGGCCCCAUCGGCUCCCGCGUCGGCCAGCCCUCACCCCCGUCAAACCCCGCCCUCAACAAGCGCUCCAUCACCCCCCUCCCCUCCCCGCUAGGCCUGGGCUUCAAGCCCACAGACUCCGCCCCGACAGAGCGCACUUCCUCCGCAGGCCCGGCCCCCGUCGUGACAUCCACCGCACCGGCUAAAGAACCUGUUGGCGGAGCCGGCCUCGGCUGGAGUAAUGGCAGUGGUGUGUGGGGGUCCAAGAGCGGACUCGGCGUUCCAGCUUCUGUGUGGGGUUAA